Molecule: messenger RNA, 1428 nt
Organism: Anisakis simplex (herring worm)
Lineage: Eukaryota; Metazoa; Nematoda; Chromadorea; Rhabditida; Anisakidae
Source: the annotation of a GenBank genome assembly
AUGACGCAAUUAAUGACUCGAUAUGCUACGUAUAUAUUUCAGAUAUCUGUCACAUCGGUUGACGCAACAAAUAAAUCGUUAGUCUCACUCUUCGAGAUAUUCACCAAUCGUGUUCUCCAGCAAAUUCAACAGAUGAUAUCGUAUCUGCUGAACGGAUACCUGACCGCGAUAUGUGUUGUCAUGGGUGUUAUUUUGAAUAUCCUUUGCAUAUUCGUCUUUUUGCGAUAUCGACGCGGUAGCACACCAGUGAUACAGUACUAUUUAGUAACAUUAACAAUUUGGCAAACAGCUUUGCUAUGUAAUGCAUUUUUGUUGUAUUCGCUUCCCACACUGAUUUACGGGCGUGUGGUAGCAACGGGAUAUUACGUUUACUUAUAUCCAUUCGUGUAUGCACUUGCGAACACGACGCAUACGGGUUCGGUAUGGGUUGUCUUGACGUUGACCGUUGAUCGAUAUCUAGCUCUGUGUAGACCGCUCACGCAUCGUGCCAUUGGAAAACGAAGUCGCGUGAAACGUUUGAUGAUCGCUGUUUCUAUAUUGGCCGUUAUCUUCUCGGCGCCAAGAUUUUUUGAAGUUCAUGUUAUCGAACAUUGUGUCAUUGAUCCGCAAAAUGCAACUGACGUCUUGUGCAUGCCAGCGAUUAGUCGUACUAAACUACCUGAGAAUCAUACCUACUGGAGUGUUUAUCACAUUAUACUCGCAAUGUUAUUCGUUACGCUGGUACCUUGUGUGCUACUUUUCUGGCUUACGCUCACCAUAUCGAUGGCUUUAAGAAGAGCUAUUAUGAAGAGAAAGACUCUGUGUGCACCAAAUGCGGAUCUUGAUGGACGAAAUAAAAAUAAUGUUCCAUCCCGAAAAGAGCACAAAUCGAAUAUAAUGCUAGUCCUGGUUAUAGCUAAAUUUCUUUUCUCAGAUAUUCUUCCCACUGUUGCCGACGUUCUGGAGCAUAUUGUUGGUGAUUACGUCUUUAUGACCUCAUCAUUGGCAACACUAUUCGUAGACUUUAGUAAUUUCUUAUUGGUCUUGAAUUGUUCUACCAAUUUCUGGGUAUUCAUUAUUUGGGGAAAGAGAUUCAGACGGUCGUGUAGACAGAUGCUUAUAAGCACUGAAUGCGGUCGUAUUCUAUUCAAAGGGGCACAACUUGGACAUGGGCAGGAGGUGAUUACAACUUGUAAUCCACAGUCAAGUUAUACAACGAUGAUGAACACUUGUGCUAAAUGGACUGAAUUGUAUAGGAAAGGAAGUAGUGGAAAUACAGGCAAUUUAUUCCGAAGAAGUGUGGCAGAAUCGGCGAUAACGAUCAUUCCGUGCGAGCACAACCGUUUGACUCCAGCAUGCCGAUAUGGUACGUCAGGUCAAUGGGACGAAUACGAUCGUGCCAGAAUGCUCGCCUUACUCGCAAAACAGGAUCAUCGUAAUUUUACAUGA